Xenopus tropicalis (tropical clawed frog) is the source of this 2176-nucleotide messenger RNA. RefSeq names its product olfactory receptor family 11 subfamily AN member 7 (gene or11an7). The transcript has a single exon. Gene Ontology annotation, biological process: detection of chemical stimulus involved in sensory perception of smell; signal transduction; G protein-coupled receptor signaling pathway. Bases 32 to 997 code for a protein of 321 amino acids. The record is from RefSeq and is a predicted model, not a curated record. Gene Ontology annotation, molecular function: olfactory receptor activity; G protein-coupled receptor activity. NCBI's taxonomy places the organism in Eukaryota, Metazoa, Chordata, Amphibia, Anura, Pipidae. Gene Ontology annotation, cellular component: membrane; plasma membrane.
GCCCAUCUUUGCUUGAUAUUUAAUUGAAUGGAUGGUUUUUUUUUAUGAAUUAUUUUGUACAUUAUAUUCCCAGGCAAUGAAUGAGAAGAACCAGACGUGGGUCAGUGAGAUUGUUCUCUUGGGAUUUCAGAAUCUCCACAACUUCAAGGUUCCCCUGUUCUCUCUGUUCCUUCUGAUUUACAUUGUGACCGUUUGGGAGAACGUCCUCAUCAUAGUGUUGGUGGCCUUCAGCCGGAACCUCCACUCCCCCAUGUACUUCUUUCUCCAGCAGUUGGCUCUGUCUGAUCUCCUGCAGAUCACAAAUAUUGUACCAAUCUUGCUUCAGACUAUAAUCUAUGGUGGAACCACGCUGUCUCUUCCUGGUUGCAUCACUCAGUUAUAUUUUUUUGGUGGUUCAGAAGGUUGUGAGUUUCUACUUCUCUCAGUAAUGGCCUAUGACAGAUAUGUGGCCAUCUGCAUCCCCCUGAGAUACACUUCUAUAUUGAACCCCAGGGUGUGUUUUAUAUUAAUCCUAAUGUCAUGGCUUCUUGGCUUCGGCAUUGCAGUGAUUACAGCAAAUCUCAUGGGAGCAUUAGAGUUUUGUGACCAAAACACCAUUGACCAUUUCUUCUGCGAUUUCUACCCACUUCUAGAGCUUUCCUGCUCCGACAAGUUUCCUCUGCAAAUUGAAGCAUUUUUUCUAUUUGUCCCCAUGGUUUUUAUGCCGUUCAUACUUCUCAUUGUAUCAUAUAUGUGUAUUGCCCAUGCAAUCCUAAAGAUAGUGUCCCAUACCGGGAGGCAAAAAGCCUUCUCCACCUGCAGCUCCCACUUGGCCGUGGUCUCCAUGUUUUAUGGGGCUCUCAUUGCUAUUUACUUGUUUCCCUCUAAGAAACAAUCUUCAGCCGUUAGCAAAGUUCUCUCCCUGUUGUACACAGUAGUGAUCCCUAUGGUGAACCCCCUUAUUUACACCUUGAGAAAUAAAGAGAUCCAAGGGGCCCUCAAGAUAAAAUUGAAUUAAUUUUUCCAAUCUGUUAGAUAUAUAUAUGAAUGGGCAGUCGCUAAUGAUUACAAGAGUCAUUACGGUCAGAGAUGCCAAAGUUACCGGUGUAAUAUUUAUGAUUCUUGGGUCAGUUUCUUACCCCCUUUGCUCUCCCUGUCUCCUCCCACUUUACCCAGUCCCUGACUGCAAGAAGAUAAUGGGAAUGGGCUCAGUGGGUCCAGGACAGAGAGGUUGCGCCUAAAAGUACUUCCCCAGUCUGAUUGGCCGAUACCCCACUUACUGUGUAGGCGCUACACUCCAGGUCUUGUCUCCACGUUGCCUCGACUGUAGAACAAGCGCCCGGAGGGGACAGACUUGGCGCACCCUAACGGUAGAUAUACAUUGGCUAAAAGGAUUAUUUAGGGUACGGCCAUUUUGCCUUGGCUUUCCCCAUACAAAAAGUCACUUAUACAAAUGCAUAAAACCAAUUUACAAAUUACUUGUACAACAAAUUUUGAAAAUGUGCAUCUUUAUACCAACUGCUGAAAAUUUGCCAAAAAUCUUCUCCAAAAAUUUGGCGAAAUGCAGCUACUGAGCAACUUUUCUGACGCGCUCAACCACCACUUUUUCCUCACUUGUCAAAUUUUUGUUACAUCAAAUUUUUGCUAAUGGCGAAAUGCGGAAUUUGGCUGCAAAUCUGUGCCUGGAGAAAAAUUUCGCUCAUCACUAGUCUCUAUGAUAAUAUUUUAUAUGCCUUAAAAAUUCACCCCAAACCCUACUGUUCCCGCCCCAUUUCCUUGGCUAUGUAGCAGUGUGGGUGGCACAUUGUACUGAAGUAGACGCACCCGACAGGGAACUGCAGCCCAUCUUUGAGUCAAUACAGAGUUGUGAUUGGCUAUCAGCCUUCGACUGUGCAGACAUUUAGGGUACCACCACCCCUCACUGGAAACACAGGGUUUUCCCCCCAAUGUUUUACUAUGACUAAAUUAAACCCCACCUUACCUGCCCCAAGCAAAACUGUAGGUAAUGAACCUACUGAGCUUCUAGUUGGGCCUUAAGUCAGUACCAGUUAAUGGGGGGUUCUUGUGGGAGGUCUUGGCUCAAUGAGAAUGUGCUGCUCUCUGUAUAACUGUAUCCGGUGGUGCUAAAAGUUGACAAAAAUUUACUAUGCAUCUAAAUGGCUAAAAAUCCGAAUCUGAUGUAGAAGUCAAUGGCCGA